This is a messenger RNA of Protomyces lactucae-debilis, 1287 nucleotides long. Its product is annotated as putative acyl-CoA dehydrogenase. The transcript has a single exon. Gene Ontology annotation, biological process: L-leucine catabolic process. Gene Ontology annotation, molecular function: 3-methylbutanoyl-CoA dehydrogenase activity; flavin adenine dinucleotide binding. Lineage: Eukaryota; Fungi; Ascomycota; Taphrinomycetes; Taphrinales; Protomycetaceae. The record is from RefSeq and is a predicted model, not a curated record. The coding region runs from base 1 to 1287 and encodes 428 amino acids.
AUGCCUGGAAUCAGUGCAUCAAACGGCAACAAAGUCUCUGCUCAGCAAGCUACGCAAGAAGCAAUAAGCCAAUGGCAAAAGGGGCAGCAGCCUUCUUCGCCAACCGAAUGGAUUGCACGCGCUAAGCAAGUGGGUGAUAUCCUUGCCAUUGAUGCCGUCGAGCGUGAACAAGCUCAAGCAAUUCCUGAGCGCGAGGUGCAACUGCUCAAGGAAUCUGGCCUCGUUACUUUUCUUGGGCCUAAGCAGUUUGGUGGUGCCGAAGGAACAUGGGAUAUUGCAUACAAACUCAUCCGCGAGGUUUCCAAGGCAGAUGGUUCGAUUGGACAGCUGCUUGGCUAUCAUCUUGUGUGGUUCUGGCAUGCUCGUGUCCUCUUCAACGACGCAGAGUACUUUGAGUUCAUCGAGAAUGAAGUCCGCAACAAGUCCUUCUUUGGCGGUGCUGUCAAUCCGCGCGAUUCGGAUCUCAAGAUCAAAGACCUUGGCUCAGAGAUUAGCUUCUCUGGCGUCAAGAGCUUCAGCACUGGCGGUCGCAUCUCAGAUAUCACUGUGUUGGAAGGUGUCUUGGAAGGCACUGAGGAUCACAUCUUUGCCUUUGUGCCCACUCGACAGCCUGGCAUUCAAUUCAAGGGAGACUGGGAUAAUCUUGGCCAGCGUCUUACAGAGUCUGGCGGUGUUGUCAUUGACAAUGUCCGCACUCCUUGGAAGAGUGCUGCUGGUUGGAGUGCAUACACCAAGAAAUAUGAAGCAAUUCCCUACCACUCACUUACUUUGCCAAUCAUCCAACUCAACUUUACCAACAAGUACCUUGGUAUCGCUCAGGGAGCGCUCGAAUUUGCUCGCAAUUACUCUGCCACCAAGACACGCGCGUGGCCCAAAGACUGCGGUGGGUUGGGUCACGACAAGGCCGUCGAUGAGUGGUACUUGCAAGAAAAUUAUGGCCAACUGUAUGCGACUCUGCGAGCGGCUGAAGCACUCAUUGAUGAUACCGGAAAGCAAAUUGCUGCGCUUGCCCAUGCACCACGAGAGUCUGUCACGGCUGAGCAGCGUGCUCAGGUUGCUGUGGAUGUUGCUACAGCAAAGCUCUCGAUCGUCGACCAUGGCCUGUAUUUGACUAACAAGGUCUUUGAGCUGACUGGAGCACGCGCUACAGCCAACUCAGUUGGCUUGGACAGGUUCUGGAGGAAUCUGCGCACACACACAUUGCACGACCCUAUUGCGUACAAGAAGGUGGAGGUGGGCCGAUAUGUGCUCACAGGCGAAUUGCCAAAGCCUACCUGGUACACGUAG